Messenger RNA from Oncorhynchus kisutch (coho salmon), 3999 nucleotides. RefSeq lists its product as uncharacterized. Gene Ontology annotation, biological process: innate immune response; positive regulation of transcription by RNA polymerase II; canonical NF-kappaB signal transduction. Gene Ontology annotation, molecular function: DNA-binding transcription factor activity, RNA polymerase II-specific; RNA polymerase II cis-regulatory region sequence-specific DNA binding. Gene Ontology annotation, cellular component: cytoplasm; nucleus. Lineage: Eukaryota; Metazoa; Chordata; Actinopteri; Salmoniformes; Salmonidae. The record is from RefSeq and is a predicted model, not a curated record.
AUUGAUGUCCCUGCAGUGCCACGGGAGCAGCUGUUACAGACCGAGGAGUACGACCUGAACGUGGUGCGACUCUGUCUGCAGGUGUUCCUACAGGACGACAGCGGACACUACAACCGCGCGCUCAACCCCAUUGUCACAAACCCCAUCUACGACAACAGGGCUCCGAACACGGCUGAGCUGCGUAUCUGUCGGGUCAACAGGAACAGUGGCUGUGUGAAGGGAGGAGACGAGAUCUUUCUGCUGUGUGAUAAAGUCCAGAAAGAUGACAUUGAGGUGCGUUUCUUCACUCCUGGCUGGGAGGCUAAGGGCUCCUUCUCCCAGGCUGACGUUCACCGCCAGGUGGCCAUCGUCUUUAAGAGCCCGCCUUACUACGACACGUCCAUCACCGGCCCGGUCACUGUGCACAUGCAGUUACGCCGUCCCACCGACCAGGAAGUCAGCGAGCCCAUGGAGUUCAGAUAUCUACCCGACGACAAGGAUCCCUAUGGUUGCCAGGAGAAGAAGAGGAGAAGAGAGCACCUGAUGAAAACCUUACCCGGGUUCCUACCUUUAGGUGGAAUGAAUCUCAUGAACAGACCGAAGGCAGUACCACACAGUCCCAUGGCCCAGUCCAUGAGGAAAGACAUCAACAACAUGUACAUGAAACAGCCCUCUCCCGCUAUGAUGCGUCAAACCCCUCCUACCAUGUACAACCACGCCAACCAACAUUACCAACAACAUAGCCCUCAGCAGCGCACAAUGAUGACAUCCAUCAACCAGAUGUGGCCCCAACCCAACCCGACUUUGUCCCUGGAGACCAUCAGAAUUAACCCCUCGAGCACCGGUAGUAACCAGGGUAACGGUAUGCAGCAACAGCAGGUGAACCACUGUGUUACCUCUGGGUACCUUCAUGGAGGGGAGAGCAGCAGUAGUGGUAGCGGUGGUGGUGGUGGUAACAUCCUGCCCCAACUCACCAUGGGGGACCUGCAAUGUCUGGGUCUGGAGCCCAAUCUCCAGGGUCCUUCGGCCAGUCAUGCCCUGCCCGGUGGGCCUGAUCUCCAGCUCCACCACCAGCAGCCUCACCCCCAGCACCCUCACCAGCGGCAGCACUUCCACCACCAACAGCAUAGACAGCAGCAACUCCACCAGAGGAAAGGGCCAUCCUUUACCCAGGGCAUGGGGAGCCAGGAAGGGCAGAUCCAGGGGAGUCAGACCCAGACCCUGGGCCUCCAGGCACCCUGGAGCAACGGUGGCGAAGUGGGGUCCCUGGGGUUGGGCUUCCUCCUGGAUAGCGUGGAGAGUGAUGAGAUCAUCCAGGGCCUGGUGGGAGGAGGGGGCCCUCAGGCCACCUUCCAACUGAAGCAGGAGCCCCUAACUGGGGGACAGGAGGGCCAGAUGACCGCCUCUUGUUCCUUCUCCGCCUCGGACGGCCAGCAGCAGCAGUCGUACACCAACCUCCUUCCCCGACCUAUGAGUAACAGCAACGGCAUCACCAUGGAGACAGCAAGGCAUGAAAGCACCAAUAGCAACUCCAACAACAUCCAGGCCCUCAAGAACUUACAGAACCCCUUUACCCCAGCCAAUGGAAUGGGGCAAGAAGGUGCCCAUUUUGACUCCUUGGCUGCCUGGGCCUUUUUCACUCCACCGCAGUGACUUGGCACAUUCUCAGCCUGUGGGAAAUGCUUCUGGCAGUCUCAGUGAGCAAAUGCUUAGUCAUCUUGUCUGUGCAAGAAUGUGGUCAGAACUUGUGAACAGACAUAGAGAUAUUUUCAGGGCAAAGGUAACUCAACUGGCUAUAUGAAUAUGAUUUUUUUUUAUAUCACUCAAUCAGUCUCAGAGUUAGAUGAGUUGAGUUCUCUGCCAACAGAAGUAAUCAAUGCUUUGUGGUUUUAACAUGAUGAAUAUGCUUUUGAGGAAAAGGGGGAUAAAGGUUGAGAUAAACACGUGAUAGUAUGUUUUUGUUGACACUUUACUUGAAGUGGGCUGUUAUAAUGGCCUUACUAACGCAUACAGAAGCAAGAAUGUCAUUACAUCUUCCAUGAAAUGACCCCAAAUCAUCUUGUUAAGUUAAAUAAGAACACACGGUUCAAAUGGUUCACACCAUUCAAACCAAUGAGGGUUCGGAACUUUAAAGCCGAUGAUCUCAGGAGGAUCUUUUAUCAAAUAGAACCUUGUAGUUCUAAUGUCCCGAUUCAACGGGCUACUGUUCCAUGUUCCGUGUUCCAUGUUCCGUGACAGUGUUAUGUUGCAGUGUAAUGUUGGUCGUAGAUCCUCCAGAGUGGCCCGGUGGUCUAAGACACUGUUCUAGCUGUGCCACUAGAGAUCCUGGUUUGAGUCCAGGCUCUGUCGGCAGCCGGCCACGACCGGGAGACCCAUGGGGCGGCGCACAAUUGGCCCAGUGUCGUUUGGAUUAGGGGAGGGUUUGGCCGACUCCUGUGGCGGGCCGGGCGCUAUCCACGCAGACACGGUCAGCAGGUGACACUGUGUUUUCUCCGACACAUUGGUGCGGCUGUCUUCUGGGUUAAGCGGACAUUGUGUCAAGAAGCAGUGCGGCUUGGCUGGGUCGUGUUUAGGAGGACACACAGCUCUCGACCUUCACCUCUCCCGAGUCCGUACAGGAGUUGCAAGCGAUGGGACAAGACCUUAACUACCAAUUAGGGAGAAAAAGAGGUAAAAAUACCAAAAAAUCUAAAACCAUUUAUAAAGGUUGAGCAUAAAAAACUGUCAUGACCUGUUACGUCAGCUGUUAUAACAGCAUCUGUUCUAGCUGUGCCACUAGAGAUCCUGGUUUGAGUCCAGGCUCUGUCGGCAGCCGGCCACGACCGGGAGACCCAUGGGGCGGCGCACAAUUGGCCCAGUGUCGUUUGGAUUAGGGGAGGGUUUGGCCGACUCCUGUGGCGGGCCGGGCGCUAUCCACGCAGACACGGUCAGCAGGUGACACUGUGUUUUCUCCGACACAUUGGUGCGGCUGUCUUCUGGGUUAAGCGGACAUUGUGUCAAGAAGCAGUGCGGCUUGGCUGGGUCGUGUUUAGGAGGACACACAGCUCUCGACCUUCACCUCUCCCGAGUCCGUACAGGAGUUGCAAGCGAUGGGACAAGACCUUAACUACCAAUUAGGGAGAAAAAGAGGUAAAAAUACCAAAAAAUCAAAAACCAUUUAUAAAGGUUGAGCAUAAAAAACUGUCAUGACCUGUUACGUCAGCUGUUAUAACAGCAUCAUAGAGGUAUUAUGACAAGUCCACUUUGGGUAAAGUGUUCUAUGUCCUGUACAUCUACAAUAAAGCCAGUUGAGAGUUUAGCAUGUUCAAUCUCUACAAAUGCUAUAGCUCUGAAGAGUGGCGAGGUACUCAGAUUCCCUCAGAGGAAGAUUCUGGGAGUGUCCAGUCAGUCACUGUUGGAAUACUUCAGAGAUGCGUCCUUGUUUCCUUGACCUAUCCUGUCACUCACUGAGCUACAAGUGAUAGUAUAUCUGAAAGCAAGGUGACCACCUUAUUACUUCCACCAAUCCAACCAAAAUGAGAUCCGUGAUGACUUCAGGUGAGGUAGGAAGGAAGGAUGCAUUUCUAAUGUAUUUCAACAGGACCAGUGGUAGGUAGCACUGUGGUAUUCCCUGGUAAUGGCUAUGUCAUAUUAAUAAUCACGUGUGCUAUCUAUCCCAGAGUUCUCAGAGCAUUGUGAUGUAAUCAACACUAUGGAACAUCCCAAAUGGCACCCUAUUCCCUAGUGCACUAUAUUAGGGCUCUGAUCAAAACUAGUGCACGGCAUAGGGGAUAAGGUGCACUUUGGGAUGCUAACCGUGGUUCCACAUCAAAUGCAUCAGUUACUUUUCAUGUCAUAAUUUACCCAAAUACUGUAUGUAUGGUUUAUAAAUACUGUAUGCAAUGGUGUAUAAAUGUUGAUGGGUUUUUGUCUUAAAAAGUUGUUAUUAUUUUCAUGAACAACAUUUUGUAAGCUGAUGAUGUUUCUGUGGUAUUUUCCUAAAUGUUUUAUGCAAAUAAUUCUUAAUAAAAAUCUUUAUUU